Molecule: messenger RNA, 3645 nt
Organism: Plasmodium berghei ANKA
Lineage: Eukaryota; Apicomplexa; Aconoidasida; Haemosporida; Plasmodiidae
Product: DNA helicase MCM9, putative
Exons: 1
Coding region: 1-3645 (1214 amino acids)
Biological process (GO): double-strand break repair via homologous recombination
Cellular component (GO): nucleus; MCM complex
Molecular function (GO): single-stranded DNA helicase activity; single-stranded DNA binding; ATP binding
Source: RefSeq, a predicted model, not a curated record
AUGUCACUCUCGAGCUCAGACUCUAGUAUUUUUAGCGACACUGAUUAUGGUGGUAGCAGCGAAGAAGAUGGUGAUAUUACCAACAGAGAAGAGACUGUAGAAAAUGUGAAAUUUUAUAAUAAUAUAUUAAUAAAACUAUUUUUAAAAAAUAAGAAAUAUUAUGAACAAAUAAAAGCCAUAGCUCUUAAUUAUAUUAGUAAAUUAGAGGAUAUUGAAUUUUUUAAUGUAGAAAAAAUUGUAGAAGACAGAAAUGACCAUAUAUACAAUUUUUAUUUUGAUACAUAUGACGCAAUUGAAUAUGGGGAAAAUAAAUUAAUUUAUUAUAUUCAAAAUAAUUUUCAUAAAUUUAUUGAUGUUAUAAAUAACUAUUCCACUCCAUUCUUCUUUAGACUCGUUUUUUUGAGUUGCUAUUUUGAAGUCCUUCGAAAUGAAGAAAUUAUGAGAAGGAAUACGCCUAAAAAAAACCAAAAGAAACAACAUUAUAAAGAAAAUAAUUUAGAAAAUUAUAAAUUUGACGAACCUGAUCAAAACAAUGAAAUGAUUAAAAACGGAAAUUCCAAUUCUAUAGACAACCUUAUUAGAGUGGCUGAAAAUGAUAUGACCAUUUCGGAAAAAGAAACAAAUACAUAUAACGAAGACAGAGAAAGCCAAAAGGAAGAAGCAUUCACCAGUUUAAGUCAAAAAUUAAAUCAAUCUAAGUCUAGUGAUAAUGAUAGUGAUCAGUUAAAUGAUGGCAAACUGGAAAAAUCCAAACAACCCGAAGGAGAUGAAAAAAAAGGGAUACACUUUUACGAUUUUAUAGAUUAUGAAUUUAACAAAGAUAAGAAAGUAAUGGAGGAAAUAGAUUUAUAUAGUGCCUGUUUAAUGAAAGGUAUUUUACAUUCUUAUAAAAGUUAUGAAUUUUUAACAGACAAUAAUAUAAAAUCAAAAAUAAAUAAUUGCUUAAAAAUAAUAUUUGAUAAGCAUAAUAUAAAAUUGAAAUGUCGAAUUGUAAAUGUUCCAUUUUUACAUAAUAUGCACAUAAAUAAUUUGCAAGAAAUAGAAAGUAAUAAAUAUAUUGGCAAAUUUAUAAGUACAGAAGGUAUAAUAACAAGAGUUGGAGAAAAAAAAAUUUUAGAAGAAUAUAAAAAAUAUAGAUGCAUGAGCUGUGAUCAUAUUAUUAAAAAAAAAGCCAUACCUGAAUUAUACUAUAAUACUCAACCGGUUAUCAAGUGUCAAAAUAUUAUAAAUACAAAUAGCGAUCCUAAUAAAGUAGAUAUUAUGCUAUAUAAAAAUAUUUUCAAAGGAAAAAAAAAAGAUAAAGUAAUUGGCAAAGGAGGGGGGAAAUGGGUAGCAAAGGAAAGUAAUUACAAUAAGAAUAAAUACAGCAUGAAAUUCAAGAUACGAAAAAAUAGUAUGGAUAAUAAUAAUAAUAAUAAUAUUAAACCCGGGAUUGUAUCUCAAAAGAUUUGCAACAAAACCAACUUUGAAUUUUUAGAAAAUGAAGUUCAAAGAGUCGAUUACCAAGAAAUAAAAAUAAAAGAAACAAGCAAUGCAAAUAUUCCAUUUUCAAUAACCGUAGUGGUAUUAGAAAAUUUGGUAGGAAAGUAUUAUCCUGGAAAAAAAGUAAUAAUAAAUGGAAUAAUUCUAAGGCGAUGGAAAAGACUGUAUAAAGAUAUUAGAUGUGAUACAGAAUUAUUCAUCGAAGCUAACAAUAUUGAAGUUAAUAAAUUGGGAAAUUCAAAGGGCAAUGAAAUAUUAAUAGAUAAUGAUUUUACAAAAAGUGUACAUAGCCUUAUUGAUGAAUCUGAAACCUGUGCAAAAUGGAAACGUCUAGACCAAAACAAUGCUAUUCAGAGUAUUCUAUUAGAAAAAAAUAACUGUGGACAAAAAUUACAAACAGAUAAUUAUCGAAAUGAUAUCAUUUCGAAUAUAAAUGGUUCAACGCUUGUAAGAAAUACGCAUAUUACAGGAAUGAGUUUCCAAAAUAGAGAAAUGGAACAUGAAAUAAAUAUUUUUGAAAAAUAUUGGUUUGCCUUUAAAGAUAAUAAAAUUGAAGGAAAAAAGAAUAUAUGUGAGAGUGUAUGCCCUAAUUUAUACAAUUGUAAAAUAUCUAAAUUGUCAGUAUUACUUGUUUUGAUAGGAGGAAACAAAAUAAAUGAGUUUGACUCAUUUUACGCUGAAAACAAUCGUUGGAAAAAAUAUUUCAAUAGAAGUGAAGAAAAUGAUGAAAGUGAAGAUAGUAAUUUGAAUGAUAACAUGACAAAACGGAAGAAGGGGUUCGAGAAUGAGCAAGAUUCAAAUGCUACAUUUUCAAAUGAUGAUAAUAUAUAUAUGAGACAAAAUGAAGGAAAAAAAAAAAAAAAAAAAAAUAAUGUACUUUAUGAUAGUUUGAAGAGAAAAGGGGGAAAAAGGUCGAAAAAAAUGAUAAAUCAAAUUUCUGUAGAUAAUUAUCAUAAAAGGUCAUUAUGCCAUUUGCUAUUAGUUGGAAAUCCAGGAACAGGAAAAUCACAAUUGUUAAAAGAAAUAAAAAAUUUAACAAAUAUAUGCACUAAUGUAUCUGGAAUGUUUUGCACAACAGCUGGUUUAACAUGUGCAGCAAUAAAAGAAGGAAACAACUUUAUGUUGGAAAGUGGUGCACUAGUUUUAGCAGAUAAUGGCGUAUGUUGUAUUGAUGAAUUUUGUUUAAUGAAAACGGAAAAUAAAAAUGCUAUACAUGAAGCCAUGGAACAAUUGUCUAUAUCUAUAGCAAAAGCUGGUAUAGUAGACAAAUUAAAUUGCAGGUGCACUAUUAUCGGUGCAUCAAAUUUUGAAAUACAUAAAAAUAUGAACGGAACUAUAGAUAAAUGCCAAGAUCAAGUACUUAUUAUAAACCUUUCAUAUGCUUUACUAAGUAGAUUCGAUUUAGUAGUUAUAACAGAAGACAAUGAUGAAACAGAUGCACGAGUUGCUGAUUGUGUUUUGCGUCAGGGUGAGGAUGAAAUAAAUUUGGAAAAUAAAAAUGAACAUAACAAGGAGAAACCAAGAGAAGAUCAAGAGACAGUGAAUGAUGCAAAAAUAAUACACUUAGAAAAUAAUGAAAAUGAUGAGCUAGCCAAAUAUGCAAAUUCAGAGGGAAAAUAUUCUGAACAAGUAAGAAAAUUUUCCGAUACUAAAAAAAAAAAAAUAACGUGGCCUAGCGAAAAAUUAAAAGAGUACAUAUAUUAUUUAAAAAAUAAUUUUUUUCCAAAUUUCACAAAAAGUUCAAAAUUAAUUUUAAUAACAUAUUAUUCACAUUUAAGAAAACAUAAUAAUGGAGAUAAUGGAACAACCAUUCGUUCGUUAGAAAGUCUGAUCAGAUUGAGCGAAGCUCAUUCUAAAUUAAUGUACAAUAGUAUAGUUACAACAGAUGAUGUUAUAAAUAUUAUUUUGUUAGUUGAGCUUAGUUUACGUAGUUAUCAAAUAGGUAUUAAAAUAAACGGAAAUAAUAAUAUUCUAAUAGCAAAGACUGGAAUCAUUGAAAACUUAAAACAAAUUUUAUUAACAUAUAAUCAGAUUAACCAUACAUUCAAAUUAUUAGAUGAUGUUUUGUUUGAUAAAAGUUUAUAUAUUUACUUUAAAUCUGUAAUUUUGAACAAGUUAGGUUUGUCGGAACAAGAUGGUGUUAUUCAUAGUGUGGUACAAUAG